CCUGUGAUCACGCCCCCCUGUGAAGAAGAGGCGGCGCGGCCUUGUGAACUCUUUCCUCGCGGACGGUAGCAUUGAACGGAAGGCUAUUCACAUCGGAACCAUGGCGGAAAUCGACCAGCAAGACUCCCAGGACGCCCUCAACAAUGGCAGCGACAACAACAGCGAGUGCGACGACCAGUGUGACGCCAGCAUGGCGGAGGAGAGCCAUUCCAACGGCAUGAAGAAGGACAAUGACGACACAAAAGAAGAGAAAUCCACGCUUAAAGAGAAAUCUGGAAAUAGAAAGGGAAACAGAUUCCAUCCUUAUGGAAAAGAGAAGGGCUCUGGGGAGAAAAAGGGUCAGAGCCGGAAUAGGGUGUUCAUCAGCAAUAUUCCUUAUGACAUGAAAUGGCAAGCCAUUAAAGACCUUAUGAGGGAGAAAGUUGGUGAGGUUACAUACGUGGAGCUCUUUAAGGAUUCUGAAGGAAAAUCAAGGGGCUGUGGUGUGGUGGAGUUUAAAGACAUGGAAUUUGUACAAAAGGCAUUGGAUGUAAUGAAUAAGCAUGAUCUAAAUGGAAGACCCCUUAACAUCAAGGCGGAUCCAGAUGGGGAGCAUGCACGAAGAGUUCUGCAGCGUAGUGGAGGCCAGUUCCCUGGGAGCCAUAACGCUGAUGUAGGCCCUGGAAUUGUAAACCUCCCACCUUCAAUUCUCAAUAACCCCAACAUCCCUCCAGAGAUAAUCACUGCUUUAAGAGCUGGGCGACUUGGAACAACAGUCUUUGUUGCUAAUCUGGACUUUAAAGUUGGGUGGAAGAAACUGAAGGAAGUGUUUAGCAUUGCUGGAAAUGUGAAGAGAGCCGACAUUAAGGAAGAUAAAGAUGGAAAAAGUCGUGGCAUGGGAACGGUUACCUUUGAACAAUCCAUAGAGGCAGUUCAAGCAAUCUCUAUGUUUAAUGGACAGUUCUUGUUUGAUAGACCUAUGCAUGUAAAAAUGGAUGAUAAGUCGCUUCCCCCAGAUGACUUUCAUGCAAUGGAAAAACCACCUCAGUUACCUCGUGGGCUUGGUGGAAUUGGAAUGGGUCUUGGACCAGGUGGACAGCCUAUCAGUGCAACACAAAUUGGAAUGGGUAGUGGAAUGGGCAGCAUGGGUCCAUCAGGUAUGGAUGGACCUGGCUUUGGUGGAAUGAGUAGAAUGGGAGGAAGUGGAUUUGGUGGCAUGGAUGGACUAAGUAGCAUGUCAGGAUUUAGUGGAGUGAGCCGAAUGACAGGAAUGGGUGGUGUAGAUGACUUCAGAGGCAGUUUAGGCUCUGGCAUGAGUGGAGGCAUGUCGAGUAGCAUGGCGAGCAUGGCAAGCAGCAUGGGAGACUUGUACAGAGGAGGAAUGGGAAGCAGCAUGGACAGAGACUUUGGUCGCAGUGAGCUUGGAUUAAGUCGUGGCUUUGGAGAUUCAUUUGGAGGAAUGAGCAGUGCCAUGGUUGGAAGUUUUGGUGGAAUGGGUUCUUCUUCUCUUGGUCCUUUGGGAUCUGGAAUGAGCACUGGAAUGAGCGCUGUAAAUAACCUAGGUAUGGGCCUUGGUAUGGACAGAAUGAGUUCCAGCUUUGACCGUAUUGGUGGAGGUUUGGACAGAGCCAUGGAUAUGGACAGAGGUUUUGGAGGAUUUGGUUCCACCCCGUUGGGAGGCGGCUUAAGAGAACGAGGAAAUAAAGGAUGCCAAAUAUUUGUUAGAAAUCUCCCAUUUGACUUGACAUGGCAGAAAUUGAAAGAAAAAUUCAGUCAGUGUGGUCGAGUAAUGUUUGCUGAAAUUAAAAUGGAGAACGGAAAAUCUAAAGGCUGUGGAACUGUGAGAUUUGAUGCCCCAGAGACGGCAGAGAAUGCAUGCAGAUUAAUGAAUGGCAUAAAAAUCAAUGGCAGAGAAAUUGACGUCCGCUUAGAUCGCAAUGCAUAAUUCCUUAUUUUUAGUGACAUUCCCACAUUUGAUCAUUCUUUGGUAAAUAGUAACAGUGAUAGAACUGUAAAGGAUAACUUUUUAGUUCUAAGUCUUUGAUAGUGUGGUGUUUAAUGUAUUUUCUUUUUUCGUUGUAAAUCCAACUUGGUUUUUAAGCACCAUGUCUAGUCAUUCAGUUUAAAUGAAUUGACAUACUGUUUUUAAUAAAGCCUGUUUCUCACAGCUAGUUUGAAAGUCUGUGGUGGAGUUUUAAUGCUGUAUUUUAUCCUGAAAUAUUGUAUUGAAUUACACAGAUGAAAUGCCUAGAAAUUACAAUAAACUGGUGAAAAUGGCAAA
Messenger RNA from Rana temporaria (common frog), 2260 nucleotides. It is a transcript of the gene MYEF2, whose product is annotated as myelin expression factor 2. The record is from RefSeq and is a predicted model, not a curated record. Lineage: Eukaryota; Metazoa; Chordata; Amphibia; Anura; Ranidae. The transcript has 18 exons. Gene Ontology annotation, biological process: regulation of mRNA stability involved in response to oxidative stress. Bases 101 to 1924 code for a protein of 607 amino acids. Gene Ontology annotation, cellular component: post-mRNA release spliceosomal complex; cytoplasm; nucleus. Gene Ontology annotation, molecular function: mRNA binding.